GGGACGUGUUUUUUUUCCGAUCGCCAGCCUGAGCGCUAGUGUCGACAUGGCGGCUGGCGGAACCAAGGAAGUGAGCAGGACCAUGAUCACCUUGGCGCGCAAGGGCCGCUGGGAAGGCGACGCCGGGCUGAAGCAGCAGCUCUCCGAGGCAGUCAAGAUGCACAUCGACCUUGACUAUUGCGAGAGGCCAUACUACCGGUCUGCUCUUUGGGAAGCGACCUGGCGAAACCACGAGAUCAUCGUGAAGGCCUUCGUGGAGAAAGGAGCGACCAUCGACUUCAAGGACUACCAAGAUAGAACGCCGCUGCAUGAGGCCGCAUACUACGGCCACUUGAACCUUGUGGAAUACUUUGUAGAAAAGGGAGCGCCGAUCAAUGUGGUGGACAAGUUUGGGCAAACGCCUCUUUUCCGGGCAGUGGACGGUGGCCGCCACGACGUGGUGAAGUACCUCGUCGAAAAGAAGGCGGAGACCAACUGGUUGGACAACGAGCAAUGCUCAGUGCAGCACUCCGCGGCCUUCCAAGGCUUUCCUGCGAUGUCCACGUGGCUGAUCUACAAGGGCUCCUGGAGGAAUCGCUUUGCCAUCGAAGGCAUGGAAGCGGAGGAACUUGGGCUCACAAAGGGACCCGGCGAGGACGAGCGGAGGCCUGAGAUCGCCUUGGAAGAGAAAGGCGAGGCCUGAGAUCGGCCUGGAAACGAAAGCGUAAUGAAAGACUAGAGCGCAAGAGGCGCAAGCAACUGAGCUUGGGCUGCAGUUCAAUUUGUUAUGC
Effrenium voratum is the source of this 770-nucleotide messenger RNA. Lineage: Eukaryota; Dinophyceae; Suessiales; Symbiodiniaceae. The record is from the annotation of a GenBank genome assembly.